Molecule: messenger RNA, 2919 nt
Organism: Podospora bellae-mahoneyi
Lineage: Eukaryota; Fungi; Ascomycota; Sordariomycetes; Sordariales; Podosporaceae
Exons: 4
Coding region: 1-234 (77 amino acids)
Source: RefSeq, a predicted model, not a curated record
AUGCUCAAGACCUUCGCUUCCAUUGUUCCAAACCCUCCCAAUACUGCAUUUUUUGAGAAUAGCUUCAGUUUCGGCUAUGCCUGCCGGGCAGGAACCUACAGUAUUCAACUUCUUGACUGGCCUGAAGAACUUGGCGAUUGCACCAUUCAGGAGCUCUUCUUGUUUUAUCCUCAAGAUGAUGACCCAGUUUUCUGUCCCCAGGACCCCAAUAACGACGAAGCUGGUGUGUCCUGAAGUCCCGUCUUCACACAGCCCUCAACCCCAGCAUUGCAUUCUCCCGAAAUUAUGUCUGUUCCUUCGAGGCGAAAAAAGGGCACUCGAUAGUGCUUAGGAAGUCUAGACUCGAGGAUAGAUCAGGGCAAUUCCAACAUUUGUGCAGGGCAUGGCCAACCCUCAAUCGCAGGCGACCGUUGACGCCAACAACCCAGCCAAGCCUUCUGAAAACAUUAUCAUCGUGUGUUCGUCAGGUUCAACGGCCAACAAGCACCAAACUUAAAAAUGACGUUGUCGGCUAUUCAGACAGAUCAUGGACCACAUACACGGAGGGCAACACCCUCCCAUAGGCCGAUUCUGCCCGCCUCUGUCACAAAGACCACCCGGCAGAACUGUCCCAAUCAUCACAGGAUAGGAUUUGCCGUCCCGCCAGCAUGGCCCUUCCCCGGUUUCCCACAGGUCGCCCUGAAAGCUCAGAAGUCAUGGGACUUGAGCCACGGCGCGUACAAUACCAGCCGAACGAAACCACGUUUUCAUUUUUUGAGACUACCUACCUUACCACGACGCCGAUUAUCACUCUCGUCAUCAGUUUCACAACAACUUCUGUUCGUUUCAUCUCAAAGCUGAUGUCACACUAUGAAAAGGUUACCGUGGGAGCGUGGCCAUCGGCCCGGCAAAGGCUGCUGGAUGUUACAAGACGGCAUAUCUCCAAGACCUUUCUGACAUCCAACAUACGUAGUGCAGUCAGGUCCCAACCACUCGGUACCUAAUUUGUGGGCUUCGUGAGGCCAAAAAUGCCUUGUCCAAAUGAAGCAAGCACCGUUGUUGGGCGAUACAAAUCGGCAUGAAAGUCAAAAAUGCACUUCAUACUUUCGCUAGCAGACCUGGCCGUUUAGGUUGACGGCGAGGACCAACUACCGAGCAGUGAAGACAAGGCGGUGCCUGCAUAUUAUGGUACGAACCACUUGUGAUUCUCAGCACCAGAACCACAAGUCUGUGGCGAUUGGAAAACGGCAGUUGCGCACCCAACCAAACCCCAAAAAACCAGUCACCUUCAACAUACGAGGCCAUUCCGAACGGGCCAGGGCGGGCCGGACUCAUCGACGGCGGUUUUUAGCCCGCCUCCUGAGUUUGACUCCCUCAUGCUCUCACGCCCUCCCCGAGCCUCCUUGACCGAGCAAUAAUUCCCUCUUAUUCAUACAGCCACCACCAAAGCAGCUGCCUGCAUAUUGUUGAUUCUUGAUCCCCGAGGCCAAACUCUGGGCAAUCUUCACAUUCACCGUCCACAAUCUUCUCAUCACAACAUGUGCUCCCCCAAACCUCGGUCUAAAUGUCAAAAUAUUGUUUUCCUCCUCGCAAGCCCUCACAGCUAGCCACACCACGCCUGCGCCCCUGAUGUAUGGCGAUGCACCUUGACGAAUCUGGGUGUGGAUAAGUGCCAUCAUUUUCUAGAGCAAACCCCGCUGUACUCCCCGACCCCAAGAAUUUCGACGCGCCUUUGGUGGGUCGCUGACAAUGAUUGUGGCUCGGUCAACUUUUUUGAGGGGAAGAAUGCGAUUCUUGUUGGUGGUGACAGGUGGAGGGGAGGGGCUGGGCCGAGGAGAGUCCGACUCAUUGGUUCACCUACCUGAUUAGGAAGGUCAGCUAACAGCAGCAGCAAGUCACUCGCGACAUUCUCUUUUUUAAUUAUUUUUCACCGGUUCCAAAAAAACGCCACUAUCAUCGGCCCAAGCCAUAUCUUAUCCCACUGUUGCAUUUUGCUCAACGGUGGUGAGGUGAUGAUAGUCCUCCGCGGUGAAUGAAGGUGGUGUAAUUCCGAUCGUCCGGUUUAUGUCUUGGGGACAAUAAACGUCAAACAGACCGUUGGUGCGCUUGUCAUCAUGAACCAUAUGAUGGCACAGAAGUCUUUUUUUUUUUUUUUGUUUUGCAUGGUUCAUACGACACAGUGUUUGGUUACAGUGCGUGGGAGCUUGGGUUGCGUUGAGACCCCUGAAAACAAAAACACCAACGACAGUGACGGUUACAACGGCAUGGGUGAUGCAUGGCACUUCAACUCAGCACUACAUACGGUGAGACGAUGGGACGGUGGUGGUGGGUUUGUUUUUCUAUUGAAAACUUGCAGUUGGAGCUGAUGCAGGAACCGACAGGAACACUCGCAUUGCAGGUUUGGUAGUUGCAUUUGGUAGUGUCUUGUCAGUGGAGGCGAUUAUAGUAAGGGAAAAGAGAGAAAGUUUGGUUGGGUUAAUAUAAAUCAGACGCUUGAGAUGGAACUAUAGAAAUCCUGGUGGGUUUCCCCAAGCGAACUGCUGGCAUGUAUGGUGUUUAAGUUUGGCUAUGGGAUGAUGGGGACUUGUUGACCAUGAGGUAAGGUUGAUCAAUCUCAAGUCAUCCUACGACCUCUUCGAUCAGUCAACUUAAACAGCGUUAAAUCAUAAUAAACCUCAAUACGUCACAGUUAAAUUCCCCUAUUUUAUUUCAGACUCCUCACACCAUCUCAUCUAUACGACAUAAACGCUCCCGAAAUUCAUCAUUAACGAGACAACCGCAACUCAUUCGCCGCCAAAGAUAAGUAUCAACGACAGAAAACUCUCGGAGAUAUUCUAACUCACCCAUGCAAGUGACAACCCCAUUCAUGACAGUCAUAUUCCCAGAUGAAUAUAGCCUGAAGAAGAACAAUCUUUUGCGCACAGACCGGAACAAACUCCG